GUGAGAAAAUUUGUGAGGCGUCCGAAGCGAAGUUGAACAAACCCCAGCUCAUCUCACGAAGAUCUCCUCAAAGCGGUGGCCAAAAAGCGCGCAAUCGAAGCGAUUCACGACCAGCCCUCAUCGUAGCGCCUCGUGGUCAGAGUGCAACGGCCAUAGCCCACGCGCGUCCUCGACAGAUAAACAAGGACGCGACGCGUCACCCCUCCCGGACGGUUGAGAUGGAUGAGAUGGAUAAACCCAAGAGUGCGUCGACUAUGCAGAAGGAGGAGCUCGUCUGCAUAUUUGAAGAGUAUCAGCAAAAUAACAAGCUAGAGAAGCUGGACGACAGCAAAGAGCGUUCCCGGUUUUGGACGGCGGCCACCUCACGCCUGAACAGGAUUGAGGGCGGCACUUCGAAAUCCCUCUCCAAAUGGGUCAAGUACUGGGCGGACGUUAUCAUUAACCUGCGCCGUAAGUGUCGUCUCGUGGUGGAAGGACGGUCUCGCAAGGUCCCGCCAACGCCACUGGAAGUGCGCAUCCUGCGAGCCAGCAGCAACUACGAUGUGCUCGAACAGUGGAUGAAGGCGGUAGAUCAACACAACAACGCGGUCGACAUAUCGCUCAGUGGAGGCGAAGAGUACUACCCAGAGGAUACCGGGGUGCAGAAGGAGGAAAUUGUGGUCGAAGACUUUACCGACGAUCCGCUCGAUGAAGAGGAACAGUAUGUGACGGGCUACACCACGACCAAGUCCGACAUCGAUUCGAACACAUCGCAAAUCAUCACGACCGAGCUGCACAUCCGCAAGCCUUCGAUCGAGGAACUAAAAAACUUAACCACCACCGUUGGCGUCGGCACGACCAUCACAGCGGAAACGCCGGAAUACGUGGAACUGACGACGGUUAACGCGGAAACCUGCGAGUUUCUGCGCCCCAAGCAGUCCCUCCAGCACCAGCCGGAGCGAUUAAAGGAAAACCUGAAACGCAAUAGUGAGAAGCUCGAGACAGUGAUGAAGAAACGGAAAAUCGAAGACUCCAAGUAUGCCAUCGCCCAAGCGCUCACCAACAUGUCAUCGGCCGUACUAGCCCUGUCGCAUGGACUUAACGAUCUCGCGAAUGCCCUCAUGAACGACGUGCUGUAGCAGCCUCCGACGGUGUGUGUGGGCGUGUGUGCCCUC
Molecule: messenger RNA, 1154 nt
Organism: Anopheles darlingi
Lineage: Eukaryota; Metazoa; Arthropoda; Insecta; Diptera; Culicidae
Exons: 2
Coding region: 219-1118 (299 amino acids)
Source: RefSeq, a predicted model, not a curated record